AUGGAUAAAUUUUUGACGAAGUUGAAUUCUUCUCAAUCAAGUUCUAGUGUUAGAGGCAAUUCUUCUCAACCAAGUUCUAGCGUUAGAGACAAUUCCUCUCAACUUAUAGAUGUAUUCGAUUUGACAUCACUUAAAAAAGAUCCUGGAGAAAGAAUACCCAUCUAUAAAUAUAGUUCUAGAAUACGAGAUGAAGUGAGAAGACAUUACAUUCACAAAGGGCCUUGCCGACCGGUUCGUGAUUAUGAUUUGCCUAGGACUUUGUUCGGGAAGAGAAAUCGGCAGUUUAGUGUGAAGUGGUUUGAAGGCUCUUAUUCUAGAUGGUUGGAAUACAGUGAAGAGAAAGAUGCUGCAUUUUGUUUGUGUUGCUACUUAUUCAAAGAUGACUAUGUUCAGGGAAGCACGAAUGACUUCUUCACGAAAAUCGAUUUUAAAGCUUGGAAUAAAGGUUCACAAAGUCUUUCUUUACAUGUAGGUGAAGUGAAUAGCACUCACAAUCAGUGUUUCAAUAAGAUGCUAGAUUUAUCAAAUUAA
This is a messenger RNA of Lycium barbarum (goji berry), 531 nucleotides long. RefSeq lists its product as uncharacterized. The transcript has a single exon. The coding region runs from base 1 to 531 and encodes 176 amino acids. NCBI's taxonomy places the organism in Eukaryota, Viridiplantae, Streptophyta, Magnoliopsida, Solanales, Solanaceae. The record is from RefSeq and is a predicted model, not a curated record.